Microbotryum saponariae is the source of this 531-nucleotide messenger RNA. Lineage: Eukaryota; Fungi; Basidiomycota; Microbotryomycetes; Microbotryales; Microbotryaceae. The record is from the annotation of a GenBank genome assembly.
AUGAUGAACGGUUUCUACAAAAAAAAAAAAAUCUGGAAGGCGGUCAACUCGAAGGCACUGACAGCGAGGGAGAGGGAAGUUUGGUUCAAGCUGAUUCUCCGCUUCACCCCGACGCGCAAGCUCCAGCACGAGCAAAAGCACGACACUUCUCCCGCGUGCCUCGUGUGCGAAGCGCCGGUGGACGACACCGAUCACUACUUCUUCGGCUGCGUCGACUCGCGGAACGUCUGGACCGCGGCAAGGGGCGUGCUCUGCGACGCGCUCGGAUGCGACACGAUCGAGGACGCCGAGUAAACGACACUACAACGACUCGUUGGCCUCCCCAAGCUCAAGGCCAAGCUCAGCGAACAGGAAGGCGCAGGCAGGACGAUCGAGAUCUUCACGGGGAUGGUCUUGGAGAUGAUCAGCAGUGGGAGAUGGAGGAUGCAGAAGCACGGGACGAGGAUGGAAAGCCUGGAGCGGAGGAGGGUGGUACUGGAGGAGAGGAUGAAGUUGAGGGCGGGAGGAGCAAGGGGCGGGCGAGGGCAGUAG